Mucor mucedo is the source of this 1209-nucleotide messenger RNA. RefSeq lists its product as uncharacterized. Gene Ontology annotation, cellular component: nucleus. NCBI's taxonomy places the organism in Eukaryota, Fungi, Mucoromycota, Mucoromycetes, Mucorales, Mucoraceae. Gene Ontology annotation, biological process: negative regulation of DNA-templated transcription. The transcript is spliced from 2 exons. The record is from RefSeq and is a predicted model, not a curated record. Bases 1 to 951 code for a protein of 316 amino acids.
AUGCAAACCUUAAGUGCAUUCCUUUCCUCCAUUGCAUUAGAGCAAUACCAUGCUGCUUUUCUGGAAGCAGGCGCUACCGACGAGGACCUGUCUCAACUUGUGGCUUUCAACGACACCGAGCUUUCUGAAUUUUUGUCGGCACUUGAUAUGUUGCCUUUUCAUUCCAUCAAAUUCAAAAAAUGUCUACGAGAGCUCAAACCACCACCACUCACAGAAUUACCUUCCACUCGUGAGUUUAUCUUAUCGCAUGCUACCAUCUACGGCAAGAAAAAGAACAGGCCCUUGACAUCCUAUGAAGAAGCCAUCAACCGCGCUUCACUCGAUCUCGCCCUGGAAAAUCCUGUGCUGAUUUCGAAAAAGGGCCGUCUUUUUGACAUGGCUAAGCAAAAACUACUGGAUUCCGGUUAUCAUUAUAAGCGAGGAAGCAGUCGAUCCAAGCUCAAAUCUCAAGCUGUGCACCCCGCAGGGUGUUCUGAAAAACUUAUGUUGGCCAAACGAGAAGAAAACGCUCAACGUAUGUCCGACCAUCGAUUAGCGAAAAUGGAACAAUUACAAAUCCAAGUGGAUUAUGCUUUACAAUCACGACAACGCAUUGAAAAUCAGCUGGCAGCCACUGCUGACAGUGGAUUUUCAUCCCAUCAACGUCAUAUAGCACUAAAGACGGAUUUGGCGCGCUUUGAAGACAUCAAGAUUAAACUAUCCAAAGAACUAAGUCAAUUAAAAGCUCAAGAAAGAAAACAUCAAUGGUAUAAACGACGCAAGUUGGAGAAACACAAUUUAUCACAGGAUGAAGGUUUUUCCUCUCAAACGUCACAAGAAGAAGAAGAGGAAGAAGCACAUCCUUCUGCUUUCACAGCGUUUAUUUCUUCACAGGAAUCUACAAGUAGUGUUAUGACGUGUUCAAGAACAAGCGAUGUGAGAGCAAGUUCCAUCUCAGACUAUGACCGAUAAAAAAAUAAUAAAGAUAAUAUAUAUAUAUUUUUGAAUACCCCCUCCAUUUAUUAUUAUAUAUAUAAUUAUGAAUGAUAUUCCAAGGGCACUAAAAAGUCAGCACCCCAAGGAAUGGUAUUUCCCUUGAUGCCGACCCGUUUCCAACAUAAUCGGGGUAUACCUAUAUCCACAAGGAAUAACUCACCCGUCACACGUAGUGAUUUACAUCCCGACUUGGGCGCACCUAAACAUAGCGUCCAUUUGGGUCGAAUCACAUGU